This is a messenger RNA of Oppiella nova, 906 nucleotides long. NCBI's taxonomy places the organism in Eukaryota, Metazoa, Arthropoda, Arachnida, Sarcoptiformes, Oppiidae. The record is from the annotation of a GenBank genome assembly.
GCCACGAAGACCGUCACUCACGAGCUGAACGGCCAGUCGUUGUCACCGAAUUUGGACGAAAAUCAGUUGAUUUCGAGGCGAAAGUCGAAUCGCAUAUCGAAACCAAUCCAACGAUCGCUGGAGUCGUCGACGACCGCAAACUCGCCAAACGUGUCGCUCAAGAAGACAAUUGUUAAACAAAACUUAUUGCAAAAUAAUGUCACGAAUUGCGAGACCGAGAAAGCGAUGGUCAACCGGACGGCCAAACCGGACGACUCUAAUGCCAAGAGCUCUAAGGGAGGGAAGUCUUUGCGAAAGCUUCAGAUGUGGACCAAUGAGGACACCAAAUGCUUCUUUGAGGCCAUUUGUGAACACGGGAAGGACUUUCCACGCAUUCAGUCGUAUAUGACUCAGAGGUGCGAGAAGAAGGGUAUACCUCAGGAUCAGAUCAAGAACUACGAGCAGAUCCGACAUUAUUACUACCGAAUGUGGCAUAAGAUCGCAAACUCUAUGGAACCCAAUGAGGUUGUGGACAAAAAUAUUCAAGAGAUUUAUGGACUCAUUAAUUACGGCGAGAUUUGGAAGAAGUUUGGCACUAAAUUUGAUAACAAAUUAAGCUUUUCUUUGCAACAAUUGGUUAAUUUUGGUCAUACGACAUUCAAAGUAAAAAAAGGCAGAAUUCGCGUCAAAACUCCCAUUUGUAACGCAUUGAAGAAAAUUCAUAAAAUCAAAGUCGCUGAGAAUGUCGACCAGAAUCUACUGAAUUUGCCGAAAGAGGUGUGCAUUGAGUUGCAUCCGGCGAACAACGAGUCGUGGCUGAGAGUGCACUCCCUGUCCCAGAAUCCCAGAGUCAGAACCAAAAUGUCUUUACAAAAGCGUUUGUCGUGUUUAGUCGAGUAUCUGGAGAAACGCUGGAAUCAGUCGCGC